AUGAGAGAGUCGUGUACUAUUUUGAGUAAGAGAUUCCAUGAUUAUGAGACUAGGUAUAUUCCUACAGAGAAAUCAUGCUUUGCUCUCGUAUGGGCCGUACAGAAGUUGAGACACAUUAUCCUACCUUUCCAAAUAUGGGUAGUGGCCAUAAUGAAUCCAUUAAAGUACUUGUUUAAAAAGCCCACUUUGAGUGGAAGACUGUCAAGAUGGUUGAUCCUACUAGUAGAAUUUGAUCUAAAGUAUGUGGUGAGGAAAACUAUCAAAGGGAGCAUCGUAUCAAAUUUUUGUGCUGAGAACCCCAUGGAGGGAGAGGAUGGUAAAGAAGAUUUUUUGGGUGAGGAUAUUUUGGAUAUUGAGCUAGGGGCAUGGAAGAUGUAUUUCGAUGGAGCUAUGAACCAAUAUGGAAAUGGGAUAGAAGUACUCUUGAUCACUCCCGAAGGAUCUCACAUACCCUUGGCAGUUAAGUUGAACUUCGAGACAACCGAUAACAUGGUACAAUACGAGGCUUGUAUCAUCAGAAUGGAGGCUCUCUGA
This is a messenger RNA of Quercus robur (English oak), 534 nucleotides long. RefSeq lists its product as uncharacterized. The transcript has a single exon. NCBI's taxonomy places the organism in Eukaryota, Viridiplantae, Streptophyta, Magnoliopsida, Fagales, Fagaceae. The coding region runs from base 1 to 534 and encodes 177 amino acids. The record is from RefSeq and is a predicted model, not a curated record.